Messenger RNA from Symbiodinium natans, 1110 nucleotides. NCBI's taxonomy places the organism in Eukaryota, Dinophyceae, Suessiales, Symbiodiniaceae. The record is from the annotation of a GenBank genome assembly.
AUGUGGGAAAGGGCUUCGAGUGAAUUCCGUCGGACUCUGCGCUUUGUGGUGGUGACCUGGGUGCUUGCGAGAAUCGUUUCCAGAUGCGCCGAAGUUUUUUGUCCUCCAGGUUGUGUCGCAGCGUUGAGGCCGGCCAUCCCGGAAAUGAUCAACCCCGGGAUGGUCACCCCAAUAAAAGUCACGAAAUCGAUGGCAGCCUCAUCCCGGAGUCGCAGAGAGGCUGGCUCAUCUGGACACCCGGCCCAAGGCGCACAAAGGGCGAUGCCUGCCGGGCCUUUACUUGAAGUUUCCGUGGGCAAUGAUCACAGUUGCGCAUUGAAGACAGGUGGUAAUCUAGUCUGCUUUGGAUCCAACAAAAAUGGGCAAUGCGAUGUGCCAGCAGAUCUUGCCCCACUUCUGGCAGUCUCAGCAGGUGGAGGUCACACAUGUGGCAUAAAGAAAGAUGGCCAUCUAGUCUGCUUUGGACUAAACAAUUACGGGCAAUGCAACGUGCCUGUGGAUUUGGGACCAGUUUUGGAAGUCGCCGCAGGCCAUGAUCACACUUGUGCCGUGAGGGCAGAGGGCCACUUGGUUUGCUUUGGCAAUACUGGUUCUGGGCAAUGCGACGUGCCGGCGGACUUUGGGCCAGUGCUGGCAAUCUCUGCGGGCUUGUCGCAUACCUGUGUAGUGGGAGUAAGUUUUCAGUUGGUCUGCUUCGGUCACCAAUUUGGUCGAAAGGCCUCGUGCCCUCGCCAUGUGCCCGCUGAUCUGGGGCCUGUUUUGGCAGUCUCGACGGGCGCAACACAUACCUGUGCAGUGGGCCGAGAUGCCCGCUUGGUCUGCUUUGGAUGUUGGAACGACUCUCCCACUGCGUGUGAUGUGCCAGCGAAUUUGGGACCAGUUUUGUCAGUCGCCGUGGGUGAAGAUUAUACCUGCGCUGUAAGAUCAGAUGCUCAGCUGGUGUGCUUCGGAUCCAACCCCCUCGGGGCAUCUGAUGCGCCUGCGGAUUUAGGACCAGUUUCGGCAGUCUAUGCUGGUGUGUUUUAUACCUGUGCGGUUCGUAAAGAUGGUCAACUGGUCUGCUUUGGCGACAAUUCUGCUGGUCAAUGCAAUGUUCCCACGAUUUGGUGA